Molecule: messenger RNA, 795 nt
Organism: Aspergillus clavatus NRRL 1
Lineage: Eukaryota; Fungi; Ascomycota; Eurotiomycetes; Eurotiales; Aspergillaceae
Product: SDR family NAD(P)-dependent oxidoreductase
Exons: 1
Coding region: 1-795 (264 amino acids)
Molecular function (GO): oxidoreductase activity
Source: RefSeq, a predicted model, not a curated record
AUGGCCACGCAGGCCCUGGCCGUCAAUGGCGCCAAAGUCUACAUCACCGGCCGCACGGGCUCGAAGCUCGACCGCGUCUCCGAGCUCUACGGCCAGAACAUCCGCGGCCAGAUCAUCCCGCUCCCCGCCGACAUCACCGACAAGCAGUCGAUCGCGCAGCUGGCGCAGGCGAUCGCCGCGCGCGAGGACCACCUCUCCAUCCUGAUCAACAACGCCGGCAUCUCCAGCCACCCGCAGAGCGCCGAGCCCCACGACGCGCCGACGCUGCGGCAGAACCUCUUCGACGACCCGCCGUCGCAGCCCGCGGAGUGGGACCGCGUGUUCCGCACCAACGUGGCGCAGCUGUUCUUCACGACGACGGCGUUCCUGCCGCUGCUGGCGCGCGGCACCGAGCGCGAGCGUGAGCGCGGCUGGUCCAGCACCGUCAUCAACAUCUCGUCGAUCUCGGGCAUCGUGAAGACCGCGCAGCACCAUUUCGCGUAUAAUGCGUCCAAGGCGGCGGCGACCCACCUGACCAAGAUGCUGGCGCGGGAGAUCAGCUCGUCGAACCUGAAGAUCCGCGUGAACGAUCUCGCCCCCGGCGUGUUUCCCAGUGAGAUGACGGCGGGCGAGAGCGACGAGAAGCAGAAGAGCUUCAUCCCGCGGGAGAAGUACGAGCAGAAGGUCCCUGCGGCCCGGCCGGGUACGGACGAGGAUAUGGCCAGCGCCGUGCUCUUCACGGCCACGAACCAGUAUCUCAAUGGGCAGACGAUUGUGGUUGAUGGCGGGUAUGUGCUUGCCGUUGGGAGCAUCUAG